AUGUCGGGAGGGCAGCAGCCGUCCCAGACUGGUGACACCGGAGGCGCCAAACCCAAGCAGCAAGACCAGACUAAUUGGAAGUCUGUUGCGGACGCCGCCGCAAAUAUACCAAACGCGCUGUACGUCUCCAGAGCAGACUACACGGAUGGAGCAAACACCAAGGUAAAGAAGUGCAUCCACCUGUUCAAAAAGUUCAUGAAAGGCACAGGUGUCUUCUUUGCUGUGGUCAGCAUCUUACUGUUUCCAUUAUUUGCAGUUAAAGUGUUUGAUGACGUGGCCAAGCUAACAGCACGGAACAGGAUGAGUGAGCUGCGAAUAACCGAGCUGGAACAAAUGUGUGUGCUCCCUGGGCCAAACCACUCCUUGGCAGAAAAUGGCCUUUUCAAGUCCCUGACUCCACCUGGGUCAUCUGGAAAUGUGACCACAGGAGUCGCCGGAGCCGCUGGCCCUCCAGGCCCGCCCGGGCCCCCAGGAGAGAAGGGACCCAUGGGGCCGGCUGGUCCUGAGGGAAAGGCUGGAACCGAUGACAAGGGGCCCAUCGGGCCAGCUACUCUUCCUCUACCUGGACCCCUGGGAGAAAAAGGGUUCUUGGGACCAGCUGGCCCUGUGCCUACCAGGCCUCCUGGGCCACCAGGAGAAAAAGGGCCCAUUGGGCCACCUGGCCUAGUGUCUGUCGGGCCUCCUGGGCCCCCAGGACCCGUUGGGCUGCCUGGGCCUGUGUCUGUAGGGCCUCCUGGGCCCCCAGGACGCAUUGGGCGUCCUGGUCCCGUUGGGCUGCCUGGUGCUGCCGUACCAUGCAAGCCCAAUAAAGUAUCUUGUCCCAGAGACUUCUGGAACGGGAACGGAAUCUGCUACAAGAUGUUCGACACCAAGUUGGACUUCAGCGCCGCGGCUGCGAAGUGUCGUCGACACGGCGGCACCCUCGCCAUGCCCCGCGACGCCGUGGCUAAUGUUGUCCUCAGCUUUCGCCUGGGAACCAACCACUGGAUUGGGCUGCACGAUCGGUACUGGGAGGGGCGCUUCCAGUGGAUGGACGGCACCCCUCUCGCGGGCGGCUACCGCAUGUGGAAGCCCAAUCAGCCGGAUAACAACAAAGGGAUGGAGGAUUGUGUCCACAUCCACGAUGGAUAUUGGAACGAUAACCCAUGCAGACAGACCUAG
Molecule: messenger RNA, 1161 nt
Organism: Branchiostoma belcheri (Belcher's lancelet)
Lineage: Eukaryota; Metazoa; Chordata; Leptocardii; Amphioxiformes; Branchiostomatidae
Product: collectin-12-like
Exons: 8
Coding region: 1-1161 (386 amino acids)
Source: RefSeq, a predicted model, not a curated record